This is a messenger RNA of Fopius arisanus, 1688 nucleotides long. Its product is annotated as tRNA:m(4)X modification enzyme TRM13 homolog. The coding region runs from base 250 to 1404 and encodes 384 amino acids. Lineage: Eukaryota; Metazoa; Arthropoda; Insecta; Hymenoptera; Braconidae. Gene Ontology annotation, biological process: tRNA methylation. The transcript has 7 exons. The record is from RefSeq and is a predicted model, not a curated record.
ACUUUUUAUGUGAUAAUUUGUCGAUAGAUAAUUAAUUAAUCUAGUGAAAAGCCUUUAACAUUUAAAAAUCAUGAGUUACUCUCGUGGGUGUUUAUGCACGUGUGUGUGGUGGCAUCAGCUGAUCUGAAAUCCAGAGGUUAUGGAGCCGACAGUGAAACGUCAACGUGUUGAGCAAAGAGGAUGGACUAAAGUAGAGGCCUAGUUCUGGGGGUUGGAGUGACAGUAACAGUCCCAAUAUAAAGUGAAAUAAUGGAGCGGUGUCAAUAUUUUGUGGAGAGAAAAAAGAGAUACUGCAAGAUGACAGUGAAAAAAGGGAAUAAAUUCUGUGGAGAGCACAUGGAAGUCUCCAGAGAAAUCCCUAAGGAAAAAAAAAGAGUCACCUGUCCCCUAGACAAUUCUCAUACCUGUUAUGAGUCCAGGCUCGAGAAACAUUUGAAGGUCUGCAAUGCCAAGAAAAUUAUUGACGCUAAACCAGAGUUUAUUGUUGAUGGAAUAAAUAGAGGAAAUGUUCAGGAAAAUCCGGAACGUGUCACUUUGAAUUUACUAGAGGAUGAUGUUGUUGAGGGGAUUAUCAGGAGAGUGGAGGCUGCAUACGAAGAUUUACCAGAAGUUCAGGAGCUGAUGCUUCAGCAUGAUGUCCUCGAUGCUGAAGUGAAUAAUCCGAGUUAUGGAAAAAAUACAAGGAAGCACUUGAUUCAGAAUUCUUCCAUCCUGGGACACAUUGCUCGAGCAGGAUUGGCUCGAGAGGACACAUGUUUCAUUGAAUUCGGUGCAGGCAAAGGAAAACUGACGUAUUGGCUGGCACAGAUGCUGAAAGACGUGGACAACAGCACAAUUGUCCUAGUGGAUCGUUCCAGUCACCGGAAUAAAAACGAUAAUAAAUUGAGAAAUGAAGAGACAACAGUGAAGACUAUUCGCAUUCGUGCAGAUAUCGGUGAUCUUGUCUUGAGUAAAAUCUCAGAGAUCAAGGGUAUCAAGCACAAGGUUGGAAUUGCCAAACAUUUGUGUGGAGCUGCAACUGACUUGACGAUACGAUGUUUAUCUCAAUUAGCAAGAGAUGAUGUGAAUUCAGAAGUAUCUGGACUGAUAAUAGCCUUCUGCUGUCACCACAGAUGCGACUACUCCUCGUACGUCGGUAAAAAUUACCUGAAAACCUGUGGAUUCACUCCAGAAGAGUUCCCCAUUUUAUGCAGUAUCGCAAGUUGGGCGACUUGUGGUACCGGAAAGAGCAGAGAGGUUCUGAAUGAUCCCACGCUCAUCGUAAAAUGGGAGAAGAGAGAGUCGGCAGGAAGAAAAGUCAAAGGAUUACUGAACUGGGGGAGGAUAGAGCACCUGAGAACUCUAGGAUUCGACAGUCACCUCUACUAUUACAUCACCCCAGAGAUAUCCCUGGAGAAUAUGUAAUCAACUUGACGUGCAUCGAAGGCGUCACAUUAUCAGCAGCUAUUUUUUUUAUUCUGUGAAUGCCUUCAUUCCCCCACUGCAAACGCAUACACACACACUCGGAUCAUCUUUCCUGACAUGCACAUGCAUCCAGUGACUAUAUACUGUAUAUACCAAAGCAAAUAGCCUUCAGCCUUCAGUGCAAGUGUUGACGAUUCACGCGACAGUCGAUCGCAAGAGAACGAUUCCAUCCAAGUAAACAAGAGAACUUGCAUUUGUUAUUACUGUUGAUUAUUUAAAAAAAA